Molecule: messenger RNA, 1056 nt
Organism: Selaginella moellendorffii
Lineage: Eukaryota; Viridiplantae; Streptophyta; Lycopodiopsida; Selaginellales; Selaginellaceae
Product: reactive Intermediate Deaminase A, chloroplastic
Exons: 7
Coding region: 206-769 (187 amino acids)
Cellular component (GO): cytosol
Molecular function (GO): deaminase activity
Source: RefSeq, a predicted model, not a curated record
GAGCUUCUAUAAAAGAGAGCGAGGAAAGGGACAAAGGAAAUUCGUUUUGGUUCGUUCGUUUUCACAGGACAGGGAAGACAGCGAAAGCAGUUUUGUUCGCCCAGCAAAAGUUUUACUUGUUAGCGGUAGUGUUCUUUCUUAAAGGAGUGGAAUAUUCCCCGCCCGGGGUUUUAGGGUUCUUGAGUUUUUUGGUGGCGCCAUCGCCAUGGCAGGGUUGCUCAUGCGCAUUCACUGCGCGGCAGCUCCCCCGGCGAUCGCCACGGGGUAUCUCAAGUGCGGCGGCAGCAGCUCCCGGCGCGUCAGGCGGAUGGCCCGGCUCGCAUCUACCAGCGCGGCAGCCCAGGGCAUGGCGGAGAUUUCAAAGAAGGAAAAGGAGGCCGUUGUGACAGAGCGAGCUCCAGCUGCUCUUGGACCUUACUCACAAGCAAUCAAGGCCAACAAUCUCGUGUUCGUGUCAGGUGUACUGGGGCUCAUUCCCGAGACUGGAAAAUUUGUUUCUGACAGUGUCGAAGGACAGACCGAACAGGUACUCAAGAACAUGGGUGAGAUUCUGAAAGCUGCCGGUGUUAGCUACAAGUCUGUGGUGAAGACAACUAUCAUGCUGGCUGAUCUUGCGGACUUCAAGGCAGUGAAUGAGAUUUAUGCCAGAUUGAGAUACCGUGCGGCUUGUGCAGAUUUUCCAGCUCCAGCUCCUGCACGAUCCACGUAUCAAGUAGCUGCCUUGCCUUUAAAUGCCCGUAUUGAAAUCGAGUGCAUCGCUGCGCUGUGAUGUCGCUGGCAACCGGACCGAGUUUAAGACAAAGAAUUGCGUAGGGAAGAACCGGAACAACAAACGUUCGAUGCCAAAGUAGAAAAUGUAGAGAAGAAAAGCUCUUCAACGCUUACAAAUCGAGGAGAGAGACAUAAAACACGAUCCAAUAACGAUUGAGAGACCAAGGUGAGCGUAUUCUUUUGAUUCGUUGGAAUGCCGCUCGUUGGCAUUUGCAGUGCUAAGUAUUGACACUUUACACAAGGAAACUCAUCACUCCAAAUUCAAACAUUAUGUUUGGAGGCAAA